CUUAAAUGUGCAAUUCAUGUGAUAGAUUUUGUGUAUCCGAUGUUUCCUCUCUGUAACUCAGAAGUCACCAUUGCCACAUCAAGGAUAAUAUUAAAAAGAAAAAUGGGUGUGGUUGCCUAAUGUACUGUUGAAAUAUAGCUUGGUGCCAAUAUCUCUAUGUUUUACCAUCCCUUGAUGAGCAGGAAGCAAACAGAAACUGGCGCCAGUAUAGUUACUGGAACCCGUUAUGUUAGAGGGGGCGGUGUUCAUGGCUGGAAUCUUAUGCGCAAAUUGACUAGCAGAGGAGCUAAUGUAUUGGCGCAGACAUUUUUAUGGCCUGGUGUGUCAGAUCUUACUGGAUCAUUUAGGCUUUAUAAGAAAUCUGUUCUUGAAGAUGUCUUGGGCUCCGUCGUAAGUAAAGGAUAUGUAUUUCAGAUGGAGAUUAUUGUCCGAGCCAGCAGGAAAGGCUAUCAUAUUGAAGAAGUUCCAAUAACAUUUGUGGACAGAGUUUAUGGAACUUCCAAACUGGGAGGGUCUGAAAUAGUUGAAUACCUCAAAGGCCUCAUUUACUUGCUUUUCACAACAUAAUUUGGAGGAUAAUUGAAGGAAUACUGCCAGAUUAUUUUUUUCUUACUGCUUGAUUUGUUUUGCAGCUCUGCUUUUGCAUAAUCUGAACACCACUGUAAGAUCUCGUUGCCUUUAGUCAGCUUAGAACAUCAAUGAUAUGCUCCCACCAGUAAUAGUUGCGCUAAUGAAAUGAUGAGUUGUUUGUAGCACUAAAUAUCCCUCACAAAAUGGAACUUUUCUCUACAGAAAUGGAGUUCUAAGAUUAUUUUGUUUAUUUUAAAUCUAUUUUCUUCUUUAUCAGAAUUAUUGUGGCUUGCACUUAAAUCAUAUCGGCAAACCAUAAUUGACGCCGGUUUGUCUCAUUAUAAUGAACAAAUCCAUUCUAUGAUUGUGCUUGGUAA
Messenger RNA from Phalaenopsis equestris, 947 nucleotides. Its product is annotated as probable dolichol-phosphate mannosyltransferase. Gene Ontology annotation, cellular component: endoplasmic reticulum membrane. Gene Ontology annotation, molecular function: dolichyl-phosphate beta-D-mannosyltransferase activity. The transcript has 4 exons. Gene Ontology annotation, biological process: protein O-linked glycosylation via mannose; GPI anchor biosynthetic process. Bases 157 to 567 code for a protein of 136 amino acids. Lineage: Eukaryota; Viridiplantae; Streptophyta; Magnoliopsida; Asparagales; Orchidaceae. The record is from RefSeq and is a predicted model, not a curated record.